GAUGCGUUUUGUGAAAACAAUGCGAUAUUCUGUUUUAGAAGCUGGCUCAGCCUGAUGCUGUGUAUGCUGUCCAUGCUAUGGGGCAUGUAUUUUCGACACACAGAAGCUCAAGUCACUCCACACAUUUUAAAGUGGCGGCCCAGUGUUCAAGACCUAGGACCAGAUGUUGACAAAAAUGAUUCAACAGUUGCAAAUUUUCUUCAGAGGGAAGCCACUUCCAACAGAGAUUUUAGUUUGUCCGUUAUCGCCACUGACCUUGUUGCAGAGCAGGAAACUGAGCUAAGAGAGUUCAUCUUCAAGAGGCUAUCAAGAGGAACUGUGUAUGGAGGCAGUGGUAAUGUCAACACUGUAGAUAUCAGCAAUGAUGUUUUGUCCUGUUACUACUACCUCCUGAGACAACAAACCAUUCCUGAAUCGGACUUGGACCCUGAUGAUCCACCCAGUACAUUCUACACAUCCAUUGAAUAUGUCAUCUGUUUCCUAAUGGGAACAAGCGCUGCUCUGGAACUAUUCAGACCUGAGUUAGAUGCCUAUAGCGAAGGCCUUCUUGCUGUCUUGGAUUCUGAGGCUAAGGAGUUGACAAAGAUACAAAGCUACUUGGCGAGAUGGUAUCAACAAGCUGCAGAAUAUGUGUGCCGGUGUACAGACAGAUUCCAAGAAGAUCUCUCAUUACUUAUACACACGGCACUACUGGAUGACAAGCUGAAUUUCCUUGGAGGAGAUGAAGAAGUGGUAUCAGAUGUUAUGAAAUUUGUACAAGUGUGUAGCUUAUCAGACCUUCUCCAACACAUGAGCGACAGUGAUUCCAAUUCUCAAGGCACCACUUCAUCAGAACCAACAUUGAUUGAUCUGGAUGCCAGUGCCAGUGUGUCACAUCAGUCUGAUGGAAAGACGGUUUCUAACUCACUACGUCUUGUCCAGCUAGUGUUUGAUGGAGACACACAACAAUUUCAAAAUGCUGAGAGCAGUCCAUUUUGUGAAGAGUGGACACGGCUAUUGCUGACAAGCAACAGGGAGAACCCAGCCAAUCUGAGGCAGAUUAUUGAAGACUGUAAGCUGCGCACGAUUCAAGACUUGAAUACCCUCAAACGUCUUGUCAGACAAGCAGAAUCUGACCACUACGCCCUCUAUAGAGCCUUUGCCUUCCUACGGGAUUGUGGGAAUGGUGGUGUUCUCUUACGCCACAUCUGGAAAGAUGAGAACACAAUCACAUCUCAGGAUACACAGAGUGUCCUGCAUGUGUUAGAGGAAUUCAUCUCUAGUAAUGGCACCCUUGCUAGGGCGUGAGUGGUACAUCAUGGCAUGCUGGCCAUUGCACAGCUCGACACUGAAGAGGUCUGCUAACCUUUCUUACUCUUUAUGAUCAACGAGGCUGCACCUUGCAGGCUUCACAGGGGAGGAAGCUUUGCUCCCUGUUGCCGGCUUCAUGGGCGUGUUACCCACUUUAUGGGCAUGUCGCCCGCUUUGUGGGAGAGUCAUGGAAUGACAUCAUCAAGCACACACUAGUGGACAACUUAGUUCAGCAUAGAACAAAAUCUAUUAGAAAAUUUGCUUCUCUCUUACUUUUUUUGCACAAUAUUAGUCUAACAAGAGACAUUCCAAUGUAAAUUCACGAAUACAAGUUUUAAUGAGUAAAUCAGUCUAGCUGUGAAGUCAUUUCAAAUUGUCAUUGUAUUAUUGGAAAGUUAAAAAGUGAUGUAUAAAUAUAAUUUGCAUAACAGACCAUAUAUUUCUACCAAUAGUAGUAUUCAUUGUUUUGCAGAUCACAUAGUUUUUUGUAGUAGUUGAAACCAUUAGCAAAUCAACAAGUUUUCCAAACAGCAAUAAGCAAGCCUUUCUCAACUGAGCAUGAAACACUAUCAAAUGUUUGACUACAUGGUAAAUAAAAAAGUGUUAUAUGAAAAAUUGCAAUGGUAUGAAAAUUUGCCAUGACAGGACCAAAAAAAACAUUUUUAUUGUAACACUGUAUCAGACAAAGGGCGUGUACAUGUAUAUAUGUAUGUAUAAUUUAUUUAGAUUCCUAGUGAAUAUAAUGCACAUAUAUUAUAUUUGCCUUUCAAAUUCUAGAUCAUAGGAUCAUUCAUGAUCUUAUGAAUGAGCAGCCUUGAAAAAAAAUAGAACGAACUUGAAUUUGAAAUGCAUGUGAUGAAACAUAGUGGGCUUAGAAAUAAUAAAUGAGUUUCAACGCAGUUGGAUAGGUUUUCCAUGGAACUUAAUUCAAAUCAUGCGAAAAGAUAAGGUUUUGUUCAGUGACAAAUGAUUUCAAAACGAAAUGGUUUGUUUGGGAAUUUAUAAUAAACUACUACAAUGACUUGUGACUAAGUUAAAUUUAAAUGUUGGUCUUAAGAAUGCAGUGUUUACAUUGGAAUUGUGCAAAACCUAUUCCAGUUAAAGGGGGUUCCGAUGGUGAAUGACCGUAAUCAUAUUUUGUUCAUCAUGUGAUUUGUUUUAUCCAAUUUUACAACAGCUAAACAAAGCCGAGUAUUCAUUGGAUUACUGCUGCAAUAAAUUACUUAUUGAUGAAACAUGGCAAAGUCCCGAA
Messenger RNA from Patiria miniata (bat star), 2542 nucleotides. Its product is annotated as protein Njmu-R1-like. NCBI's taxonomy places the organism in Eukaryota, Metazoa, Echinodermata, Asteroidea, Valvatida, Asterinidae. The transcript has 10 exons. Gene Ontology annotation, cellular component: trans-Golgi network. The record is from RefSeq and is a predicted model, not a curated record. The coding region runs from base 55 to 1287 and encodes 410 amino acids.